Messenger RNA from Otolemur garnettii (small-eared galago), 899 nucleotides. It is a transcript of the gene RAB26, whose product is annotated as RAB26, member RAS oncogene family. Gene Ontology annotation, cellular component: Golgi apparatus; endosome. The transcript is spliced from 9 exons. The coding region runs from base 1 to 771 and encodes 256 amino acids. The record is from RefSeq and is a predicted model, not a curated record. Lineage: Eukaryota; Metazoa; Chordata; Mammalia; Primates; Galagidae. Gene Ontology annotation, molecular function: GTPase activity; GTP binding.
AUGUCCAGGAAGAAGACCCCCAAGAGUAAAGGGGCCAGCGUGCCCGCUGCCUCCGCUCUGGCCGCAGCCAACGGGCCCCGGCUGGCUUGUCCCAGGACUGCGCACCCCGGCCCCGAUGCGCCGCCCAAUGGGCCCCCGCAGGCCAACCGGCCUUCGCUCGGAGGCGGCAGCGACUUAUACGACGUCGCCUUCAAGGUUAUGCUGGUUGGGGACUCGGGAGUGGGCAAGACCUGCCUGCUUGUACGCUUCAAGGAUGGUGCCUUCCUGGCGGGGACCUUCAUCUCCACUGUGGGCAUCGACUUCCGGAACAAAGUUCUGGACGUGGAUGGUGUGAAGGUGAAGCUGCAGAUCUGGGACACAGCUGGUCAGGAGCGGUUCCGCAGUGUCACUCAUGCCUAUUACCGGGAUGCUCAUGCACUGCUGCUGCUCUAUGACGUCACCAGCAAGUCCUCCUUCGACAACAUCCAGGCCUGGCUGACUGAGAUCCAGGAGUACGCCCAGCACAAUGCGGUGCUCAUGCUGCUGGGGAACAAGGUGGACUCUGCCCACGAGCAUGUGGUGAAGAGGGAAGAUGGAGAAAAGUUAGCCAAGGAAUAUGGGCUGCCCUUCAUGGAGACCAGUGCCAAGACAGGCCUCAAUGUGGACUUGGCCUUCACAGCCAUAGCAAAGGAGUUGAAGCAGCGCUCCAUGAAGGUUCCCAGUGAGCCCCGCUUCCGGCUGCAUGAUUAUGUUAAGAGGGAGGGCCAAGGGAACUCCUGCUGUCGUCCCUGAACCUGGCUGAGCUUAAUCCCAGUCUUGGAAGGCUGUAGAAGUCUACAGGCCCUUCUGACCUUGUCACCCAGUGGCCAACCCUAAGGUGUCUGUUUCUAGGACCUCAGGCCAAACUUUACUCCUCCCAG